CAUAAUCUCAUUCUCUUGUGCUGUCCAUAAUCUUGGAAAAUGGAACUCAAUCAAGAGUUAGAAGCUGUCCCCCAAGCACUCUCAGGGCAUGGAGUGGAGGAGAGUGCAUUGGUAACAAUAUUGGGAAAAUGGGAUCCAUUGGAGAGAGAAGCUUUCAGAAAGAAGACACCAAAUUUGUUCAUUGAGGAUAAAGAACGCCAUUUUCAAAGAUGGGAUGAUCACUAUGCUCGUCUUCUCAAGCAUGAAUUUGUCCGUUUUAAGAACACAGUUAUGUUGUGGUCCAUGCAUCCAUGGGAGAGGGAUGCCCGUUUAGUAAAAGAAGCAAUAAAGAAGGGAAAAGCAUCAUAUGGAGUGUUGGUUGAGAUAGCAUGCACAAGAUCUUCUGAAGAGUUAUUGGGAGCUAGAAAGGCAUACCAUUCUCUCUUUGAUCACUCCAUUGAAGAGGAUGUUGCCUCUCACAUUCAUGGCAUUGAGCGCAAGUUCUUGGUAGCACUUGUAAGUGCUUAUAGGUAUGAAGGAGCAAAGAUUAAGAAUGAGCAUGCAAAAUCAGAAGCAAAAAUAAUUUUUGAUGUGAUUAAGAAUGCUCAUAAGAAACCUAUCAAUGAAGAUGAUGAAGUCAUAAGGAUAUUAGCAACAAGAAGCAAGCCUCAUCUCAAAGCACUAUACAACCACUACAAAGAUAUUUCUGGCAAGAACCUUGAUGAGGAUCUUGAUGACAUAAGGUUCAAAGAGGCUGUGCAAUGUCUUUGUACCCCUCAAAUAUAUUUUUGUAAGGUUUUGGAUUCGGCAUUGAAAAUUGAUGUUGAUAAGAACACUAAAAAAGCACUUGGUCGUGUGAUUGUUACUCGAGCUGACAUUGAUAUUAAAGAGAUAAUGGCCGAUUACAAUAACCUUUACGGAGUUACUUUACCACACAAAAUACAAGACAUUGCUAAAGGGAACUAUAAGGAUUUCUUGCUAAACUUAAUUGCAAGAGGAUCUAAUUAAUUAUUUGAAGAAAUUCAAUUACAAAAGAGACCUUGGUUGUCAUUUGAAAGACGAAAUUUGAGAUUUGAUUUUGUAUUGUCUUCUUAAAUAAUUUGUA
Molecule: messenger RNA, 1084 nt
Organism: Arachis stenosperma
Lineage: Eukaryota; Viridiplantae; Streptophyta; Magnoliopsida; Fabales; Fabaceae
Product: annexin D4
Exons: 6
Coding region: 40-987 (315 amino acids)
Cellular component (GO): cytoplasm
Molecular function (GO): calcium ion binding; calcium-dependent phospholipid binding
Source: RefSeq, a predicted model, not a curated record